Molecule: messenger RNA, 1850 nt
Organism: Caenorhabditis angaria
Lineage: Eukaryota; Metazoa; Nematoda; Chromadorea; Rhabditida; Rhabditidae
Source: the annotation of a GenBank genome assembly
AUGAAAAAAGAAAAUCUAUUCAUUUUAUUCGCUGCUCUAUAUUUCAAAACUGCUCAAUCGCUCAAAUCAAGUCAACCGGUUUACACGGGAUUUCCAAAUUGUUUCGGUUCUCCUUCAAAAUCUGGAUAUACAAAAGACACAACUUUUGUUUUUGUUCUGGAUCGAGCAGCUGAUUGGGAAUCGGUGAGUUACCUUUUUAUCUCGAGCAGUACUGUAGAUGUUUUUGCGGGUAGGAUAAGGUGUUUUCGGAUUUUUAUUAUUGAUUUUACAGUACAUCCGAGUGUUGUACCUAUACAAACAGUUGUCAUGUAUGAUCCCAAUUGAUGACUCGAUAAAAUUAAUAUUCCUGCAAUAUACAACGAACGAAGUUUUCCUAGAAGCUCCUCAAAGAAGUGAUACAAUUUCUGGAACAAUUUAUGCAACUGGAUAUGAGCAAGAUUAUUAUAAUGAUGAUCAUUGUACACGAUUUAAUGAAGCAUUGACUAGCAAGUUAGAUGAACUUGUCAAUUUUUCACUUCGAAAACCAAUUCAAAAUGUUCAAUUUAUUGUUCCGAUUUAUUCGAAUGCAGUUGAUGUGAAUAGUUGUUCGAUGAAAAUAGUUUUUGAUGAAAGAAUCCAAGCUGGAAAUAAUGCAAGUUUAUUGAAUUUGCAUUUCAAUGGAAUUAAUAUAAAUGGUGAUGCAGAUGAAGAAACAAUGAAGAAAGAAGGGAUUUUUAUGAAUAUUCCGGAUGUUAAAGUUAUGAAUCCGCAAGAGAAAUAUAUGGUUGGACCACCUGAAACAGAGUAUACAAGAAAGUUGGCACCAAUUGUUGAUCAGUUGCAGAAAUUGUAAGAUUUUUUGUUUGAUUGAAAAAUGAGUUUGUGAAUUUUUCUUAAGAUCUUUAGAGUGAACCAAAAAAAGUUCCGCCAACAAAAUUUCUAUAAAUCAAAAAUGAAUUUCAGAACAUACAUAGUGUUUCAAAAAAUUUUUGAGUUUUGAAUUCUAUUUUUCGAGUGUCGCAAUUCGAAGAAUCUAAAAAUUCUCAAAAUUUCCAGCCUGGACAUCACGACUCGCAAUGAAGAAACAACAUCAACUUCUACUCCUUCAACAUCUACAUCAAGCUCAACCACAGUUUCAAGAACAACUACUUCAACAACUGUCACCAGCACAAUUGCCACCAUAAGAACUACAUCAAAUUCACCAGAAACCACAACACCAGUGAGUUUGUCUCAAAAAUUUUAUUGUAAUUUUUGUGCUCCAGAAAAAUGCCACAAUAUCGAAAGCUGCUCUAAAUAUGGACGAUGAAAGUGAUCAGCAAAGAAUUAUGGUAAUUGCAACAGUUUCCAUUAUUUUGCUUCUUUUAUUGAUUAUUCUUUUGUGUUUUUUGUGUUGGUGUUGUAUUUGGAGAUCGAACGAGAAAAACAAGCGGAAAAAUCGGAAGAGUGUUUCUGGAAGUGAUUCGAAAUCAAUAAGUCCACCGAAAAAGGAAAAUGCUCCGCCGAAGAUCGAGCCAAUAGUUGAUAAUGUUGCAGAGGUGCGUUAUUUUUUGAAGUUUUUUUUUACUGUUUCAAAUUUUCCUGAAAUUUCAAUAAAUAUUUUUUUUCAGCUCGAUCAACUUGCCCCAGCUCCAACUCCUCCAAUUCCAGCUCCUCAACUUGUCUCAUAUCCUUUUGUUACUCCACAAAUUGAAAAUCAAGCAAAACCAGAAGAUCCACUUAUACCACCAAAAUUUGCAGCCAAGAAAAAAUUGCCAAGUAAUGAAAAUCUGGACUUAUCGGAACAUUUGAUGGAUGAUGUUGAACAAAAUGGUGCAAAAUUGCCACGUGGAUAUAAAGGAACAAAAGCACCGACUGCAUUUAGAAUUGAUUGA